AUGCGGUUCUCCCUCGCUCUUUUGGCAAUUCGCCUCUCCCUCGCUGCUCCUGCGCCGCAGCAGUCACCACCAGUGCCCGCUGGAGACGGGAAAAACUAUAUCGUUACACUGAAGCCUGGAAACUCCGUCGAAGGGGUCAGCUUCGAUAUAGUCAAUCCUCUUUACACCUACAACUUUGAAAAGUUCCAAGGAAUUGUAGCGCCAUUGACUGCUGAUGAAGCAGCAAAGAUAUCCGCAGACCCUCGAGUUGCCAGUGUUCACCUCGGGGGUGAGGUCGAGGAUCCGUUUGUCGGCAUACCCCUGGUGGUGCCUGAAUCUAAGGAGAACCGGGAAUUUCGCGAAAGCGUUUCUUCUCAAGUCUCCUCUGGAGAGAUUGGUUUAGCACCCAUCGUGCAGGUCGACGCUCCUUGGGGCCUUGCUCGAAUCAGUAGUAGAGAAACUGGCGGUACUGAUUACACUUACGAUUCCUCUGGCGGGGAGGGAACAUGCACAUAUAUUGUUGAUUCCGGUAUUCAGGCAAGUCACGAAGACUUUGGCGGCAGAGCCACAUUGCUUGCCGAUAUCUCUCCCGAGCCUGGCAGUGGCGGAGUAGAUACACAGGGCCACGGUACCCAUUGCGCUGGUACUACUGGUGGCACCGUCUACGGUGUUGCGAAAGAGACUCGCAUUUUCGGUAUCAAGUUCUGCUAUGAACUUGGUUGUCCAGGAGCUUCUUUACCGGCUGGCAUUCAGGAGGCCAUCAACCAUUAUCAAGCCAAUCGAGAUUCACUCUGUCGGAAUGGAGGUGUCGUCAGUUUGUCCCUCGGCAUUUCCAAUUACGGCUGGGAGGAAGAAUACGGAUACAAUAAUCCCGAGUUCGAUGCAGUCAAUGCCGCUGUAGAGCAAGGCUACAAUGCUGGAUUAUUCAUUGCCGCCGCUGCAGGUAAUGCGAACCUUUCCGCGGAGUACUUCGGUCCAGCCGCAUCACCGUACGCAUGCACGGUGUCAGCAUCGGAUAUUCAAGAUGUGAGGCCAGUUUGGGCGAACUGGGGUCCACCCGUCGAUGUUUUCGCGCCUGGUGUCCAGGUUUUGUCUACUUGGAUUGGGCCCAAUAAUAACGAAACCGCAAUUUUCGAUGGAACAUCAAUGGCCACUCCUCACAUCGCCGGUUUGGCCGCGUAUCUCCUUGGGAUAACCCCUGGGUUGGCUCCAGGAGCACUUUGUGAAAGGAUCAAGUCGCUUGCGACAAAGGAUGUUGUCGAAUUGGGCGAUAUUGACCGAUUUCCCACCACAAGGGAUGUCGCUUACAAUGGAUUGGAGCAAGAAUAGAGAGAUAUGAAUACCAUAGACAGCCAUUCCCAUCCACAUCCGUUUUCAUUUCCAAUAAAAACGAAGUCAACGGCAG
This is a messenger RNA of Eremomyces bilateralis CBS 781.70, 1384 nucleotides long. Its product is annotated as subtilisin-like protein. Gene Ontology annotation, biological process: proteolysis. Gene Ontology annotation, molecular function: serine-type endopeptidase activity. The transcript is spliced from 5 exons. The coding region runs from base 1 to 1308 and encodes 435 amino acids. Lineage: Eukaryota; Fungi; Ascomycota; Dothideomycetes; Eremomycetales; Eremomycetaceae. The record is from RefSeq and is a predicted model, not a curated record.